AAAAGAUUUCCAAAUUUUAUAAAUCAUCAAAAUAUUAAUUCUUUGUUAAUUAGUACAAGUUAUAUACGAAAAGUUACAAAUUUACAACACAUUAUUUAUAAACAAUAUGCCACAUCAGCUUUUAAGAAACCAAUUUACAUUACUACACCAAUUUUUUAUGUUAAUGCAAUCCCACACAUAGGACAUUUAUAUUCAGCAGUAAUUGCUGAUAGUCUAAAACGAUAUUAUGAAUUGAAAGGUCAUAAAGUUAUUUUUAGCACAGGAACUGAUGAGCAUGGAUUGAAAAUUAAGCAAUCUGCAGAGAAAAGUAAAAUGAAUCCACAAGAAUUUUGUGACCAAGUUUCUAGUAAAUUUAAGGAACUUUUUGAUAUCGCCAACAUCAGUUAUACAACCUUCAUACGCACAACAGAACAAAGACAUAAAGAUGCUGUAAAAUAUUUUUGGAAGUGUCUUAUGAAUAAUGGAUUCAUCUAUAAAGGCAGAUAUAAAGGUUGGUAUUCAGUAUCUGAUGAGGCCUUUUAUAAUACUUCUCAUGUUCAAGAAAUUCAAAAUCCUGAUUCAAAAGAAAAACUCAUGAUAGCAACUGAAUCUGGUCAGUCUGUAGAAUGGACAAUAGAAGAAAAUUAUAAAUUUCGCCUUUCAGAAUUUCAAGAUAAAUUAAAAAGUUGGUUAGAAGAGAAUCCUCAAGUCAUUAUGCCGAUUAAUAAAUUCAAUGAAGUCAAAGCAUGGAUUGAUAGUGGAUUAUCUGAUUUAUCAAUAUCUAGACCACAUUCUAGACUAGAUUGGGGAGUUGAUGUUCCGGAGGAUUCAGAACAAACAGUUUAUGUUUGGCUGGAUGCUUUGAUCAAUUAUCUUACAGUAACAGGAUUUCCUUGGCCACAUGAUGAUUUGAAUGGAUGGCCCGUAGAUAUCCAUGUAAUAGGAAAAGAUAUUUUGAAAUUUCAUGCAGUAUAUUGGCCUGCAUUUUUAAUGGCGGCAAACUUGCCACUUCCUCAAAAAAUUUUAGCUCAUUCACACUGGACGAUGGAAAAGCAAAAAAUGUCAAAAAGUCGUGGUAAUGUAGUAGAUCCAAUUAAAGUAAUGAAUGAUUAUGGAGUUGAUACAAUUCGUUACUAUUUAAUGAGAGAUGGUGGAAUUGCAGAUGAUGGAGAUUAUUCUGAUGAGAACAUAAAAGUACGAUAUCGAAAAGACUUGGCAGGGCAACUUGGAAAUCUUGUAUCACGUAGUAUUUCUCCUGCAUUAAAUCCUUCUUCUAUUGUUCCAUCAGCACCUAAAUUUCUCGGUGAAAUAGCCGAAAAGGAUGCUAACUUGUAUUAUAAAUUACAAAGCCUUCCAGAUCUCGUAGAUAAACAUUUCCAAAAUAUGGAAUUUGGGAAAGGAUUGUCAUUUAUAUUUGACGCUAUUGCUGAGGCUAACAAGUAUUUCACAGAUAAUGAACCAUGGAAAUUAAAAAAUGACAAGAAUCAAAAAGAAGCUGUUAAUAAUAUAUUGUUUUACUCGGUAGAAACAGUAAGAAUUUCGGGAAUUUUGUUACAACCAGUUAUGCCAACAAAAAUGUCUGAAUUAUUAGAUAGACUUGGAAUACAAAAAGAUCAAAGGACUUGGGAAUAUGCUAGAUUUGGUAGAGGAUGGGAUUUGAAUAAUAAUCAUAAUAGAAAGAUUAAAUUUCAUCAUGAUGAAAAAAGUGUUUUAUUUCCAAAAUUUAAAUUAACAAAAUAAAAAAAAUUUUAUCUGA
Molecule: messenger RNA, 1735 nt
Organism: Rhizophagus irregularis DAOM 181602=DAOM 197198
Lineage: Eukaryota; Fungi; Glomeromycota; Glomeromycetes; Glomerales; Glomeraceae
Biological process (GO): methionyl-tRNA aminoacylation
Molecular function (GO): ATP binding; methionine-tRNA ligase activity
Source: RefSeq, a predicted model, not a curated record